AUGGCAGAACUCUUAGAUCGAACUCCAAAACACUUUGUUUUCGAAUCCAAUAAAGGGUUCCUUACAAUAACUGGUCGAUAUAAGAGUGUUCCUGUUAGCAUUGUUUCUAUCAUUAUGGGUUCUGUAAUGAUGGAUUUUUUUAUUCGUGAAGUUCGUCAAAUUAUAACAGGUGAAAUAAUAAUAAUUCGUUUCGGCUCCUGUGGUUCAAUAGGCACUCCUACGAUAGGUAAUAUACUCGUACCGUACGGUGCAUUCUCGGUGACCAGAAACUAUGACUAUUUCAUACAUGGCGUUGAUACGAAUGAUGCAAUGCCAAUAGUUGAUUCACCUUAUUAUAUAUCUAAAGUUGCUUAUGCUGAUGAAGAAUUGAAUUAUUUGUUACAAUCAGAAUUAUCUGCUGCCUUCUAUCCAUCCCUAAUAUAUACUUGCUUAAGUGCGUGUUCCGAUUCUUUCUAUUCAUCACAAGGUAGAAUUGAUCCCUAUUUUUUAGACGAUAACCAAGAACUAAUACCUUCGAUUUUUGAAAAAUAUGAUGAUGCUCAUAUUGUGGACAUGCAAUCUUUUAUGUUAUUCCAUUUGGCAAAUACAUGUCGAUACACAUCUUAUUCAAAAGAUCAUGAAAAAACACGUAAUAAUCGCCAUAGUAUAAUAAGCUCCCAGCAAUUUAAAAAUGGUAAAGAAGGUACUGGUGUAUUAUAUAAUUCCAUGAUGAAUAACUCUCAAACUUCUUUUCUUAAAUAUUCAACAUCUCGAAGUAAUUAUAGUGACUCUCACACUAAUAUGACAAAUCCUAAUCAUCCUUAUAAAUUUGCUUCAAAUUCUUCUUCAACACAUUCUCUUCCUCAAAAAUCACAAAAGCCCACUCUUUAUUACCAAAAUAAAAAUUCUUCUGUAAGUAAUUUCGUAAAACCAACUUCUCAUAUAUUUGCAAAAAAUAAAACUGGUAUAAAAACAUCAACAGCAAUGAUAGUAUUUUGUGAUAGAUCUACGAACAAUUUUAUAUCACCUGACCUGGUGAAUUACUUAGAACCAAUAUGUGGAGAAGCUAUAUUUAAUACAUUAAUUAAAGUAGAAGUGGAUAAUGAGAUGAAUGGAGAUGAAUGUGUUUGGCACAUUUCUAAUGAAAAAGAAAAAUUUAGUUUUGCAAGAAUUAGAAGUAGUGAAAGAAAUGGAAAAAAAAAAGGAAGGUUUAGUAAUUUGGGUAAUUUUGGUAACUUGAGUAGUGGAAAAAUUAGUAAUUUGGCCGACAAUUCGAGAAAAAGUACAGAUGUAAAAUAUAAUGAAGAAAUUAAGAUUAGCAAAGAGAAUUUGUAUUAUGAAGUUAAAAAUGAUUGUCGGGGUCCUACUUGUAAUAAUGAAAAAGUUGAUGAAAAGAGUAGGGGUAAACUUGUUAAAGCUGUUAAUAGAAUGUUGAGUAAAAAGAGAAAAAAAAAGGAUUUAGCUGAUGACAGCACCUCUGAUACUGCGUAUGUAUCAGAAACUGUUAAUAAUGUUGAGAAGUCGUAUGGGCUAGAGAUUGACAAUUGUACUUUCUCAGAAUUAUCUCAUGGAGCAGAGGUCGUUGUAGAUAUCCACAAGAAACAAACCCAAAAAAGUAUUGAGAGUUCUAUUGAGGAUUCAAACCAUCAUACCCCACCAACCAAGAAUGAUGUGAGUGACCGGACUUUCUCGAAUAUAGCUACCGAAUUCGUACAAGAUUUGUUGCAGGAACUAUUCUCAGCAGACAGUCGGCUUCAAGCUAUAAAGUUUACUCUUCCCAAAACCCUAAUUCCCGGAUCAAUAAGCAUCAAAAAACUUGCCAAUUUCUUUUGCCAAACGAAUGUUUCAAGAAAUAAAUCGAUCAUAGCAAAGCAGACGGAAAUUACAGCCUGGUGUUUAUUCUCCAAAAGAUUCGAAGAUAAAGUCAUGGAGCUUAGGUCUAAUGAUAAUAAACUUGCGGAUUAG
Dentiscutata heterogama is the source of this 1944-nucleotide messenger RNA. Lineage: Eukaryota; Fungi; Glomeromycota; Glomeromycetes; Diversisporales; Gigasporaceae. The record is from the annotation of a GenBank genome assembly.